AACAGGCCUACCAACAUAAGUAACAGAAAAUGGGUUCACGAAGCUUACUAACACUGUUCCUUAUUUGUGUGUCGUAUCUAUGUUGGAGCGCUGAUGCUUCCUGCCAUGUUGAUAAAUCGAUUGGGAAGUUUAAAAUUGACAAAGUGGGGGGAGAAAUGCAUCUAACGUUUUAUUGUUCGUACCGGGGGAAGAAGUGGUCUUAUGGUAUUAUGGAGUUCGAUGAUGUUUGCGAGAGGUGUAAUUGUAAAUUCUUCUAUCCGUCAUGCUGCACCCUGGGCUCGGGAGUGACCACGGAGUACGAGGGCUGUACUAAGGUGACCCACGGCUGUCAGGCCCGCUACUACAGGCUGGUCAACGGACGGAAGAUGGACUGCUUCUCCGAUCUACCGUUUGACGAAAACUUCUGGUUGAAAUAAAAGUCUAUACACUUUGUUAAUAUAAUACUAUUUUUUAAAAAUGUUUAAAUUGGUUUGAGGU
Molecule: messenger RNA, 477 nt
Organism: Magallana angulata
Lineage: Eukaryota; Metazoa; Mollusca; Bivalvia; Ostreida; Ostreidae
Exons: 3
Coding region: 30-416 (128 amino acids)
Source: RefSeq, a predicted model, not a curated record